Molecule: messenger RNA, 2873 nt
Organism: Arvicola amphibius (Eurasian water vole)
Lineage: Eukaryota; Metazoa; Chordata; Mammalia; Rodentia; Cricetidae
Gene: Mapk4
Product: mitogen-activated protein kinase 4
Exons: 7
Coding region: 957-2750 (597 amino acids)
Biological process (GO): cell surface receptor signaling pathway; intracellular signal transduction; protein phosphorylation
Cellular component (GO): nucleus; cytoplasm
Molecular function (GO): MAP kinase activity; ATP binding
Source: RefSeq, a predicted model, not a curated record
GUGAGGACCGGCUUCUAGAGCGACAGGGGCCCUGGAGAGCAGGUGCCCGGGGGGAGGGCCAAGUUGCCCCUGGACCAAGUUGCCCCUGGACCAAGCUCCACGCAGGCGGUGCAGGAGCCGGGCUGUUCAGGGAAGGGGACACUGAGAGAUGCUGCUGCAUUCCUGCGGUCCUGCUGCAUCCGGUGGAGCAGUCUCAGUCAAGAUGGCAUGGAUGAGUGGGUGAAAGAGGAUGUGCCCCCAUGCAAAGCCUCUGGAGGGUCCUGGCCUGGCAGCUGAGUUCUUUUUGGACUUGGGGCAGCAGGUGUAGCUGCAGAGCUCGUGAGAGAGUGGCUUUUCCCAGCUCUUUACUCACAAAACUGGUUGGGGUUUGGGGACUCUAAAGGGAACUUGGGGAAAGAUAACCUGGCAGAAAUGGAAAGGAACCCCCAGAACCUUCUAGAAUCUAUUAACUGGAUCCCCUCUUACUGCUCAGAGCACAGAGGGAGGCUGUGAUCCAAUUAAGCUUUGGACCCACUUAAGUAAAGCAACACAGCUCAGCAAGCAGCUUCUGCAUCUGAGCCAGACAGGAGGAUUCAAAGGGAGAGAGUGGCUGCAUAUUUUACUCUGAGAUCCAAGGAGAUAGAAGAUAAGGACACUGGCUUUCCUUCUAAUAAUGCCAGAUCCGGAAGAAGCAUGAACCAUUUUAAACAUCUAAGAGGGUUCUUGAAGCAUAGGAGUUGGUGGCAAACCCUCCCAGUGCAGGUAAGAACAGUUGCAGCAUCCAGCUGAGCACGUCAGUGAGCAAGGACUUGCGGCUGUUCCUGUCCCCUGGCAACAGUGACCUCACCAGGAGCAAAAGCGUCCCUCGGUUGUGAGAUUUGACAGAAUGAGGUGUGCCGCGGAAACAACUCGCUGGAACUUGGCCUUUCCUGCCUGUCCCCGGAUCCCCCAAGAGGCCCCAGUCCACUGAGUCAACGAUGGCCGAGAAAGGUGACUGCAUUGCCAGUGUCUACGGGUAUGACCUUGGAGGGCGCUUCGUUGACUUCCAACCCCUAGGCUUUGGGGUCAACGGACUGGUGCUGUCGGCUGUGGACAGCAGGUCUUGCCGGAAGGUAGCCGUGAAGAAGAUUGCUCUGAGCGAUGCCCGAAGCAUGAAGCAUGCACUCCGAGAGAUCAAGAUCAUCCGGCGCCUGGACCAUGACAACAUUGUCAAGGUGUAUGAGGUACUAGGACCCAAGGGCAGCGAUCUGCAGGGCGAGCUCUUCAAGUUCAGCGUGGCCUACAUUGUCCAAGAGUACAUGGAGACUGACCUGGCCCGGCUGCUGGAGCAGGGCACGCUGACCGAGGAGCAUGCCAAGCUGUUCAUGUACCAGCUGCUGCGUGGGCUCAAGUACAUCCACUCUGCUAAUGUGCUGCAUAGGGACCUGAAGCCCGCCAACAUUUUCAUCAGCACGGAGGACCUUGUGCUCAAGAUUGGGGAUUUCGGGCUGGCAAGGAUUGUGGAUCAGCAUUACUCACACAAGGGUUAUCUGUCAGAAGGGUUGGUGACAAAGUGGUACCGUUCUCCACGACUGCUCCUGUCCCCCAACAACUACACAAAAGCCAUCGAUAUGUGGGCAGCUGGCUGCAUCCUAGCUGAGAUGCUCACGGGGAAAAUGCUCUUCGCUGGGGCUCAUGAGCUGGAGCAAAUGCAGCUCAUCCUAGAGACCAUCCCUGUGGUCCGGGAGGAAGACAAGGAAGAGCUACUCAAGGUGAUGCCAUCCUUCGUCAAUAGCACCUGGGAGGUGAAGAGGCCACUGCGCAAGCUGCUCCCUGAUGUCAACAGUGAAGCCAUUGACUUUCUGGAGAAGAUCCUAACCUUUAACCCCAUGGACCGCUUGACAGCGGAGAUGGGGUUGCAGCACCCCUACAUGAGCCCUUAUUCGUGCCCCGAGGAUGAGCCCACCUCGCAACACCCCUUCCGCAUUGAAGACGAGAUCGAUGACAUCGUGUUGAUGGCUGCCAGCCAGAGCCAGCUCUCCAACUGGGACAGGUACCCUGUGAGCCUGUCGUCAGAUCUGGAGUGGAGGCCUGACCGGUGCCAGGAUGCCAGUGAGGUGCAGCGUGACCCACGCGCUGGUUCUGCGCCGCUGACUGAGGAUGUUCAGGUAGACCCACGUAAAGACUCGCAAAGCAGCUCCGAGCGUUUCCUAGAACAGUCGCACUCGUCGAUGGAGCGCGCCUUUGAGGCGGACUAUGGGCGCUCCUGCGACUACAAGGUGGGGUCCCCAUCCUACCUAGAUAAGCUGCUGUGGCGCGACAACAAGCCCCACCAUUACUCAGAGCCCAAGCUCAUCCUGGACCUGUCACACUGGAAGCAGGCAGCCAGCACGCCCACCAUGACUGCGGUAGCAGCAGACCCGGUGUCACGUGAGGAUGAGCCGGCCAGCCUCUUCCUAGAGAUCGCUCAGUGGGUCAAGAGCACGCAAAGUGGCCCUGAGCGUGCCAGUCCUCCCCCUGAUGCUCCGGAGCACCGCCUCUCUGUCUCGCCCCCAGGACACCCAACACCCAUCGAUGGGGGUGCUAGUCCCCAGUUCGACUUAGAUGUGUUCAUCUCGCGUGCCCUAAAGCUCUGCACAAAACCCGAGGACCUACCGGAAAACAAACUGGGGGACCUCAACGGUGCGUGCAUCUCUGAGCACCCUGGUGACCUUGUCCAGACAGAAGCCUUCUCCAAAGAAAGGUGUUUGACAUCUCAGGAAGGCUCUUGGGUGAGAACACACUGCUACUGAUAUGCACCUGUGCCAAGAUGAGCCGGCUUGUCAGCCAUCCAUCACAUUCUCUCCAAACCAUCUGCCCGGUGUUCAGCAGUGCCCCUUCCCCUCUGUUUUAUUGUAGUGCUCACAGUCUGCCGU